CUCGUUUUGAACCAAACCAGACCUCGAAACUCACACACUCUCUCUGUGUUUGUGUAUAUUUUUUUUUUCCUUUCCCUUUUCUUUUCUCGCCUUCCGCUCCAAAAUCCCAUCUUUUUCAGUCUCUGCUCUGAACUGGCUGUUGUUUAAGAUUUAGUAUAGCCUAUCCAUCCCGACCCACAAAACAAGCGCCCAUGUUUCUACAAUGUAUCUCAUUCAUCUUUCUGUUCUUCCUCGCCCCUUUUCCGGUUGCUGUUUGAUUGUAUGAAGUGGUGAAACGAUGAGAGAAGAUGGGAGCUCAAAGAAGAGCAAGCUUUCAUGGCCUAAGACGUUAGUCAAGAAAUGGUUCAAUCUCCAGAGCAAAGAUGGGGAUUUUCAUGCUGAUGAAAUCAUUUAUGGAGGCGUUGAUGAAGAAUGGAGGAACAAUUUACCUGAGAGGGAGCAGCCAUACACAGUCAAGAAAAGCAACACGGAAAAAUUGACUGCUCGAAAUCCAGAGUGUAUGAGAAGAAACGAGUUUGAGUUUGAUUCCACUCAAAUUACAGAUGUUCAAGAUUAUAGGAUCUUUGUGGCAACAUGGAAUGUGGGUGGAAAGUCACCCCCGAGUUACUUGAAUCUUGAAGACUGGCUGCAUACGUCGCCUCCUUCUGAUAUUUAUGUUCUUGGGUUUCAAGAGAUUGUUCCGUUGAAUGCUGGAAAUGUGUUGGGCACGGAGGAUAAUGGCCCUGCUAGGAAAUGGCAAGCCCUUAUUAGGAAAACUCUCAACAGCCUUCCUGCCUCUGGUGGUGGUGGAGAUGGUGGAGGUGGUGGUGUUGUUUUCAAUACACGAUCCACGAGUCCUUAUGAACUAUAUGAUGACCUUAAAGGGCCAAACAGAGAACAAGAUCCUUCUUUCUUUCCCCGUCACUCUGUGCAGUCUGUGAGCCAAAGCAUGAGAAUGAUGGGAAGUGGGAUUUCAGUGGCACAACCUAAACUUGAUCCUAGAUUCAGCAUGUGCGAUCGGGUUAUGUAUGGUCAUAGGCCAAGCGAUUAUUAUGAUCAAAAUGCAAGGUGGGAUGCUUCCUCUGAUGAUGAAGAUGGGCCAAGUGAUUCGUUUUGUGCACAGUACUACAAUGCCUCUGUCUCCAUUGAGGACAAAGACAAGAAUCCGGGCCAGUCAAGAUAUUGUCUUGUGGCUAGCAAACAGAUGGUUGGGAUACUUGUCACGGUAUGGAUAAAGACGGAACUGAGAGAUGCUGUGCGCAAUCUGAAGGUGUCUUGUGUUGGGAGAGGGCUGAUGGGUUAUCUUGGUAACAAGGGCUCGAUCUCAAUAAGCAUGUCUUUGCACCAGACAAGCUUCUGCUUCAUCUGUAGUCACUUGACCUCUGGGGAGAAGGAUGGAGACGAGCUACGAAGGAACUCUGAUGUCAUGGAAAUAUUGAGGAAAACCAGAUUCCCAGAAGUCCAUGCCACGACAGAUGAGAGCAAAUCCCCUCAAACAAUCCUUGAUCAUGAUCGAGUGAUAUGGCUUGGGGACUUGAACUAUAGAAUUGCACUUUCGUACCGAUAUGCAAAGGCUCUUGUAGAGAUGCGCAAUUGGAGAGCGUUGUUAGAAAACGAUCAGCUUAGGAUAGAACAGAGAUAUGGGCGUGUUUUUGCAGGAUGGAACGAGGGGAAGAUCUACUUCCCUCCUACGUACAAGUAUUCAAACAAUUCAGACAGAUACGCAGGAGAAAAUAUGCGUCAAAAGAAGAAACGAAGAACACCUGCAUGGUGUGAUCGUAUAUUAUGGCACGGCCAUGGUCUCAGACAACUCUCAUAUGUUCGUGGGGAGUCGAGGUUUUCAGAUCACAGACCAGUCUGCAGUAUGUUUUUGGCAGAAGUCGAGUCCACCAAUUGUGGCCGUUUCAAGAAAAGCACGAGCUAUUCUAGCGCUCGGGUUGAGAUAGAGGAGCUCCUCCCUUACUCACAUGGAUACGAUCAACUAUAUUUAUUCUGAAAACCAUAUCAAAUCCAAGUUCCUGCAAGAAAUCCUCACCUUUUACUGCAUAAAUGAGCAGCAAACCAUAAAGAUGAACCCUAUAAAACAUGGAUAGAGAUCAUUCUUCAACAUAUUUGGGGUUUAUGGCUCAAAGUAUGAAAAAAAUUAAAAGUGGCCAAAAGUUCUAAAAAUCACAACCAAUAACGAGGAUGGAGCGAAUCAGUAUAUAUGAUUGAGAAGUCUGUGUAAAUGCCGCCCGCAGGGGCGCAGCGCAGUUGGCAAUGGAGGGGCAGAUCUUGCUGCAAUGAGUCUGGGUUCGAAUCUCACUCUUAGGCACAAGUGUGAGGCCUUGGAGAUGGGCUUCUGGCAGCCAGUGGGUUAAGGCCUCCCCCUUAACGGGCUACUGCGUACCCUGAUUGAACCCCCUCACAUGAUGUCGGGCCGGAAUCGCCUUU
This is a messenger RNA of Salvia splendens (bonfire salvia), 2412 nucleotides long. Its product is annotated as type I inositol polyphosphate 5-phosphatase 4. Lineage: Eukaryota; Viridiplantae; Streptophyta; Magnoliopsida; Lamiales; Lamiaceae. The transcript has 14 exons. Gene Ontology annotation, molecular function: phosphatidylinositol-4,5-bisphosphate 5-phosphatase activity; inositol-polyphosphate 5-phosphatase activity; phosphatidylinositol-3,4,5-trisphosphate 5-phosphatase activity. The record is from RefSeq and is a predicted model, not a curated record. Gene Ontology annotation, biological process: phosphatidylinositol dephosphorylation. Bases 278 to 1975 code for a protein of 565 amino acids.